Messenger RNA from Desarmillaria tabescens, 732 nucleotides. RefSeq lists its product as uncharacterized. Bases 1 to 732 code for a protein of 243 amino acids. Gene Ontology annotation, molecular function: cysteine-type peptidase activity. Gene Ontology annotation, biological process: proteolysis. The record is from RefSeq and is a predicted model, not a curated record. The transcript has 4 exons. Lineage: Eukaryota; Fungi; Basidiomycota; Agaricomycetes; Agaricales; Physalacriaceae.
AUGAAUUUUCAGUCAUUGCUAAAUGCUACAUCAUCAAAUUCUAUUCACAUUCUUCCCACUUUCUUUCACCAGGAGCUCAGCCUUGCUUUUGAAUGUCAGAAGUUCACAAAACAAUUCCAACUGCUAUGUGAUCUAUUCCUACAAAAUCCUCCUACAUAUCUUGCUUUUGUGUAUAACAAGCAUGGUGUUCAUUGGGCAUCUUGUUUAAUCUCAUUGAAGCAUUAUGUUAUCUUUUAUGGUGAUUCUCUGAAAUGGGAAGCUGAUGACAAUAUGUGCUGUAAAGUCCAGUGGCUCUUUGGGGAUAUCACUGAGAUCCAGGAUCAAUGGCAGGAGGAUAUUCUUCCUAUUUCUUCGCAGUUGCUAGGCAGUGGAUCUUGUGGGCCUGUCUUUGUGGACUCAGAGCAAGUCAUAACAGUUUUGUUGUAUCUGGAUGAGCACUAUUCUUCAAGUGCAUUGUCAAAGUGUUUGACAGAAACACAGCUGCUUGCAGAUGGAUUUACAUCCAAAAGUUCAGUGUUGCUUGUCACAGUCCAACAACUCAGCCAGGAGUCUUUCCUCAUAUCUGACAGCUAUGAUCCAUUCUUUGAUGCUUCUGUGCCUGUAGUCAAAGAUCUCAUACUGAAGAAUGCUGACAAACCCCUUGCUGAUGGUGAGGAUUAUGGACUGGAUAUGGAUUUGGAGUCAGAUUCAGACAUAGCUCUUGAUGACAAUCUGUCCAUGCCAUCAAAAUAG